CAGCCCGUCCAGAGCGCCGCGCCCCAGUCUGAGAGCCGCGCACCGACAGAAACAAACGCUUGCAGAAACAAACAGUGACACAAACCCGUUAACGGAGAAAAAGCACGAGCUCCCCGCCAGUUCCCGAGUUGCUGUCCAUUCCAGCCGCGCACUUACACCCAGAAAAGCGUGUGUGAUGAACGGAGACUCAGGUGCAGGGGUGGUGACAGCCCCCCCGCCCACAAACCCUCCUCAUAAAGAGCGAUAUUUCGACCGGGUGGAUGAGAGCAGCCCGGAGUACCAGAGGGAGAGAAACAUGGCUCCAGACCUGCGGCAGGACUUCAACAUGAUGGAGCAGCGCAAGAGAGUCUCCAUGAUCCUGCAGAGUCCAGCGUUCUGUGAUGAGCUGGAGUCUCUGAUACAGGAUCAGAUGAAGAAAGGUAAAACUCCCACCAGUUUGCUUGCUCUGCAGCAGAUCGCCGACUUCAUGACCACCAGCGUUCCCACCAUGUACCCCGCGGCCCCACAGGGAGGAAUGGCAGCCCUCAACAUGAGUUUGGGGAUGGUGACCCCAGUGAAUGAUCUGAGAGGUUCAGACUCCAUCGCUUAUGAGAAAGGAGAGAAGCUCCUGCGCUGUAAACUCGCUGCUUUUUACCGCCUGGCGGAUCUUUUCGGCUGGUCUCAGCUCAUCUACAACCACCUGACUGUCCGGCUGAACUCUGAACAGGAGCGUUUUCUGAUUGUCCCUUUUGGGCUCCUGUACAGUGAAGUCACUGCCUCGAGUCUGGUGAAGAUUAAUCUGCAGGGGGAGAUUGUGGACAGAGGCAGCACUAAUCUGGGUGUAAAUCAGGCUGGAUUCACCCUCCACUCCGCAAUCUACGCUGCCCGGCCAGAUGUCAAAUGCAUUGUGCAUAUUCACACACCCGCUGGCGCUGCGGUGUCUGCUAUGAAGUGUGGUCUGCUGCCCAUUUCGCCUGAGGCUCUGUCGCUGGGAGAGGUGGCGUACCAUGAUUACCACGGUAUACUAGUGGACGAGGAGGAGAACGUGCUCAUACAGAAGAACCUGGGUCCCAAGAGCAAGGUGUUGAUUUUGAGGAAUCAUGGUCUGGUGUCUGUUGGUGAAACUGUGGAGGAGGCUUUUUACUACAUUCACAACCUGGUCACAGCCUGCGAGAUUCAGGUUCGUACUCUUGCCAGUGCUGGUGGUCCUGAUAACCUAGUUAUGUUGGACCCAAGCAAGUAUAAAUCCCGUCCACGCCACCUAGAGCCAGCAGGAGACGGGUCGAGCUUGCACCCGAAGUGGCAGAUCGGGGAGCAGGAGUUUGAAGCUCUGAUGAGGAUGCUAGAUAAUCUGGGCUACAGGACUGGUUAUCCGUACCGUUGCCCGGCGCUGCGUGAUAAAACUAAAAAGUACAGUGAUGUUGAGAUUCCCCCGUCAGCCACGGGAUACUCGUACGCAGAGGACAGUGACUCGGGUGCUCGCUCCCCGUUAAAGCACAGUUUUCAGCGGCAGCAGCGGGACAAGACCCGCUGGCUGGCUGCGGGACGGCCCGACGAAUCGGCUGAGGAUGGUCAGGAUGGCAGCGGUAGCCCCAAGGCGAAGACUAAGGUGUGGACGAACAUAACACACGAUCACGUCAAACCCUUGCUGCAGUCUCUCUCGUCCGGUGUCUGCGUGCCAAGCUGUAUUACCAACUGCUUGUGGACUAAGGAGGAAAGUCUGCGACAGGCUGCUGUGGCCAAUCAGUUUGUCCCUCUGAACACCAACCCAAAAGAAGUCCAAGAGAUGCGCAACAAGAUCCGUGAGCAGAAUCUGCAGGAUAAAAAGACGGCAGGUCCGCAGUCUCAGGUGCUCACAGGUGCUGUUGUUGACCGUUCAUUUGUGCAGAGAGUGACUAUAUGGCACGACGCUCCUCUCUCUGACUGUACGGACUCUAUUGAUGGCAUUGACCCUUCAGGAGGGUUUAGUCCUUCUAGGUCUAUUCGAAAGGGGGAGCUAGUGACCGCAUCCAAAGCCAUCAUUGAGAAAGAGUAUCAGCCACGGGUGAUCGUCAGUAAAACUGGACCAAACCCCUUCAACAAGCUGACGGACCAGGAGCUGGAGGAGUACCGCAAAGAGGUGGAGCUCAAGCAGAAAGGAGAAGAAGAAGCACAGGUUGAAGAUUCUGCCUCUGCCCCUGAAGACGUCCAGGCUCCACUGAGCAGCACACAUGAAAACCCGGAUCCGCAGGUCAUCGCAGCCCCCCCGCCCUCCAUUAUCCCCAGCCGCGCAUCAGGGCAGGACAGCCCAGCUGAUUACCCAGAAUCCCCUCAGAAGGAGUUUCACUCGGCGGUGCUCAAAGCUCUGGGCUGUGAGACUGAAGCUGCAGGUCAGACGCUGGAGACUGAAGAAGGGAAAGUUCCCAGCAGCACCUGCACUCCGCCCAGCUCACCUGUGCGUGUGGAUGAAGAAGUGAAGCAGGAGCAGACAUUUAAAGAAGAAAGCGACGCCGCCACUUUAAGACAGACCCUCCCCGACCUAACCUCAGAUGAAGCCUCCGAAGCCACCGCCCUCCCAGCAGAAGACCCCGCCUCUGGACAGACCGGCUCCGCCCCUCAACCUGAAGGGGAGGAGCCUGUCGCCGGGGAUGAUGCAGCCGGCAGCGACGAAUCGCCCAACAAAUCCCCAUCAAAGAAGAAGAAGAAGUUUCGCACGCCGUCAUUCCUGAAGAAAAACAAGAAGAAAUCUGAGACGCAGUGAGGCAAAACCAGGCAAUACCUUUCAUUUUAAACCCAUUUGUUUUUGUACUGUUCACAUUUAGCGUGUGGAUCUUUUUAUUAAAGGUUUUUAUUGAUUUAA
Molecule: messenger RNA, 2818 nt
Organism: Danio aesculapii
Lineage: Eukaryota; Metazoa; Chordata; Actinopteri; Cypriniformes; Danionidae
Gene: add1
Product: adducin 1 (alpha)
Exons: 18
Coding region: 176-2719 (847 amino acids)
Biological process (GO): positive regulation of establishment of endothelial barrier; positive regulation of adherens junction organization; barbed-end actin filament capping
Cellular component (GO): plasma membrane; postsynaptic density; focal adhesion
Molecular function (GO): actin filament binding
Source: RefSeq, a predicted model, not a curated record